AUGACGUCCUACGAGAAAGCCCUUGGCACAUUGGAACGAGUGGCCGAGGAUGUAAGAAGUGGAGACACAUACACUUCAGAAAGACAAGAGGAUAUCCUUCUGUACAAUGCAGUGGGCCGUGUAGCCGCCGCUGACUACACCAGCCCGGCCGCCACUCCGCGAUUUGACACAUCGGCUAUGGAUGGAUAUGCCGUGUGCUCCGAAGCUACGACUCACGCAUCCCCCGAGAAUCCUCUGAUUUUACAAGUUCGCGGAUCAAUUGCCGCGGGUGACGAACCAGUAGUUCUCAACAAGGAGGUCUUCCACGGUUUCGCAGAGCCAUGCCUGGAAAUCAUGACUGGUGGCAUCUUUCCAAAUGUGGCUGAUUCGAAGCGACAAUUUGAUGCCUGUGUUCGUAUCGAAGAUACUGCCAUGGUGUCGAAUACACCCGAAAAGGGCUGCCAAAUCAUGAUCACGAAGCCGGUGCUCCCUGAUGCAAACCGGAGAUUUGCUGGUUGUGACAUGCAGGCCGGCGAGAAGAUCCUUCGCAAAGGAGAUACAAUUCGGUCUUCACAUAUUCUACCUCUUGCAUCAGUGGGUGCUACUGUCUUGAAAGUCUUCAGGAAACCGCGAGUUGCGGUCUGGUCCACAGGAAAGGAGCUAGUUUCGAGAGAUGCAAGCCAUAUUCCAGACAUCAACGGACCCUUUCUCAUGGCGGCACUCCAGGAGCUCGGUGCGGAGCCCAAGUUUCUGGGUAUCCUAAACGACAAUGAGAUGGAUGUUAGGGAGGCUCUACAAGAGGCAGUCGACGGAAAUCAGUUCGACAUGGUCAUCACAUCAGGUGGAGUGUCGGUUGGAAAAUACGACUUCAUCGCACCCGCUGUCAUAAGCCUUGGAGGAACAGUCUGCUUUCAUGGGGUUUCAAUCCGACCAGGACACCCGGUACUGUUCGCACAAGUACCGAGUCGGUUUCGAAAUAUUCCCUUUUUCGGACUUCCUGGAAAUCCUGGUGCUACAGCGGCUUGCUUUAGAUUUCUCGUAGCCCCCUUUAUGCGGCACUUGCAUGAGCAACCAACUGAAAAGCCCAUCAUGGCUAAGUUCGAAGACAGCUGGCAGGUAUCAAGCGGCUGUAAGAAGACCACAUCUCCAGGGCUUCCUCCUCUGACUCAUUUCCGGCACGGUAUUUUGAGACAGGACCAACAGGGAGACAUGGUCGUGGAAUUGAGCAAACAGCAGAGUCCUGCGAAGCUUGGGCCGUUCACUAGUGCAAACUGUUGGGUCCAGAUGAGCGGAUCAUCAUACAAGGGACUGGUUCCAUGUUACUCCACGUCAAGUUCAACCAGUUUUCUCUGA
This is a messenger RNA of Colletotrichum truncatum, 1332 nucleotides long. Its product is annotated as molybdopterin biosynthesis protein. The record is from RefSeq and is a predicted model, not a curated record. Gene Ontology annotation, biological process: Mo-molybdopterin cofactor biosynthetic process; molybdenum incorporation into molybdenum-molybdopterin complex. Gene Ontology annotation, molecular function: molybdopterin molybdotransferase activity. Lineage: Eukaryota; Fungi; Ascomycota; Sordariomycetes; Glomerellales; Glomerellaceae. Gene Ontology annotation, cellular component: cytoplasm.